AUGGAUUCCAACGUCAAUGCCGCCAUCGAGAUGCUAAAGUCUUGCCGACAAGUCUUCGAUGCCGAGCACCAACACCUUUCUCCCGGACAACGCGAGAAGGGCUGGUCCCGGCAUUGGAGUGCCAUCCAGGCGGCGAUGGCGAAUUCGGGGACGAUGCCUCCACUUGGUUCUUCGGUUCCCCAAAAACGAAAUGCGUCCACCAUGGGGGUCGUUGGUAAGGAGCCCGCUUCUAAACGCGCUGGCGGUCCUGCUUCCCUGGCGUCGUCUGCGCCGACCGCCCCCUGUCUCGAGCGACAUUCAUCAACCCGGAGUCAGUCUGGACCGGUCUCGCCAAUUGUUCAGACCACGGCCACAACAGCACCAGUGGUUGUCCCACGACACUCGAGCGGACAACGACGGACAUCUAACGCUGGAUCCUAUCCUAAUCGGUACCAAGGAACCAACCUCAACUACAUCCAAGAGGUACAAGACUUGUCACCUACCGACUUCCUCGCCAGCCAUGGCGAACUCUCCAUGACACCGCCCAUGAACAUGGAGCGUGGUGAGUCGUCAAACUACCUCUCUACACUCACAUCACCGUAUUUUUCCGCAAUAGAGUCGCCGGCGGGUUACACCCCGGUGACUAGUACUAGUGACGCAGGUCUCACGGCCGCGUCUACGAUCUUGUCCGAGCCUAUGACUCGGGCAAACACAAAUGAUGUUCUUUGCGAACCGUUUGGCAUGUUUCGCAUGGACUCAAUGUCCAUGUCGCAACUGCCCCAGACGGUCGACAUGCUUGACAUGUCUCAAGCGCAUGAUGUUCUUGAUUCUCAGUUAUUUUCCUUUUCUUCUGUUGUUGGAACCGGCCACGGUUACAACAACCCUGCUUGUUUGUCUUUUGUGGAUGAUGACAGCUUUCCGUCAUCAUCAUUGUCUUCCUGUUCUUCGUCGUCUUCUUCAAGUUACGAGAUGAAGAAUUCUCUCUCAAGCGGGAGCAAUGCUUCAUCUCUUUCAGUUUCUUCUCGUCAGUCUCAUCAUGGCCGUGACCGCUCGCAAACUCAGAAACAGGCUGCAGUUCACGGUCAGGGGGGAAAUGCCCCUGGCUCAUGUUCUCUAAACGAGGUCUCGAUUUGCGUGUCCAGACCGAUCGCGCCGAAGAUGCAGCGCACCGUCAACGCGUCGAGGUCCAGCUUCGACGACAUGCCCGUGCCCAAGAUCGUCGCCGUCAAGGGCGAAGACGGCACGGUCAAGCACAAGGCGGCCAUUGCGCGCGCCACCCGCCAACCCCCGCUGCGCAAGACGACCUUUUGCCAGUUCUGCAGCGACCAGCCCCAGGGCUUUCACGGCGACCACGAACUGCGCAGACACAUCGACCGACACCACGCCUCGCUGCGCCGUGUCUGGAUCUGCAAGGACGCCUCCGCCAGCGGCACGUUCCUCUCGAACUGCAAGGCAUGCCGCAACGGCAAGACAUACGGCGCCAACUACAACGCCGCCGCGCACUUGCGCCGCGCCCACUUCAACCCCUGCAAGACCCGACGCGGUGGCAGAAGCAAGAAGUCCGAGAACCGCGGGGGAAUGGGCGGGGGCAACUACCCGUCCAUGGAAUUCCUCAAGAACUGGAUGUACGAAGAGCUCGAGAUGAACUUGAACGGGCGCGUUGUCGUGCAGAACAUUGUCCCCGACACUAUCUUCGAAACGGCGACUGUCAACGAAAUGGCCAACGCCACCGGUGGGACUGUUGUUGUUGAUGACUAUGCUGCAGCAGCUACUGCAGCUUCCGCCGCAAACAACAUGCAGACUCCUAACAUGGCCAUGGCCAUGACCCCUGCUCCCUUCGACCUUAUGACCGAACCUCUCUACUUUGACAACGUGCUGCCACCUGCGCCGCCGGCGUAUGCGAUGCCGAGUAAUGGUUACUUCGGCGUCCCAGAGAGCCAGACGCCCUUGCAGUAUUGA
Messenger RNA from Exophiala spinifera, 1938 nucleotides. RefSeq lists its product as uncharacterized. NCBI's taxonomy places the organism in Eukaryota, Fungi, Ascomycota, Eurotiomycetes, Chaetothyriales, Herpotrichiellaceae. The record is from RefSeq and is a predicted model, not a curated record. The transcript is spliced from 2 exons. The coding region runs from base 1 to 1938 and encodes 645 amino acids.